Molecule: messenger RNA, 1691 nt
Organism: Ambispora gerdemannii
Lineage: Eukaryota; Fungi; Glomeromycota; Glomeromycetes; Archaeosporales; Ambisporaceae
Source: the annotation of a GenBank genome assembly
UGACUAAAUCAUCGCAAGGAUUGGUCCACAUCGCUCCCGGGCAUGGCAUGGAAGAUUAUGAAACUUGUAGAGAAUUGAAUUUAGAUGCAUUUUGUCCGGUUGAUGAUUUUGGAAGAUUUACUUCUGAAGUUGGAGAGCUUUCUUUCGAGGGUAAAGCUGUGUUAACAGAGGGAACCACAGCUGUCAUUGAAUAUUUAAAUGCAAACAAAAUAUUAUUGAAGGAACAAAAACACACUCAUAAAUAUCCGUAUGAUUGGAGAACAAAGAAACCGAUAAUUUUAAGAGCUACAUCGCAAUGGUUUGCCAAUGUCAAAGACAUACAACAAAAAGCUAUAGUGCGUUCAUGGGGUGUUCCUAUUCCUGUCUUAUAUGACUCAGAAACAGACGUUGCAUUGUUGACUGACAUUUCGGUGCAGUAUCUCAUUGAAAUCAUUAAAAAGCACGGAUCUGAUGGAUGGUGGACGUCUGAUGAAAGGGAAUUAGUUGCACCUGAAUAUCGCGAUAAUGGUAUAAUAUAUAAACGCGGCAUUGUUACUAUGGAUGUAUGGUUUGAUAGCGGUGUAUCUUGGACUCUAAUCGAAGAAAUGUUUAAAAGAUCUGGAGGUGAACCCAUCGCCGACUUAUACUUGGAAGGAAGUGAUCAACAUCUCGCGGUUUCUGAUAAACCCCCUUACUCAACAAUAAUCACCCAUGGAUUUAUCUUGGAUGAGAAAGGACGAAAAAUGUCAAAGUCUCUAGGGAAUGUGGUGGAACCUAAAACAAUCACGCAAGGUGGAAAGAACUUGCAAACGCAUCCUCCAUUUUUGAUGGUUGACAGUAUGCGUAAAUAUCGUAAUACGGUGCGCUUCAUGCUUGGAAAUUUGAAUGACUUUAAUUAUAAAGAUCAAGUGAAAAUUGAAUUGUUAAAACCGAUUGAUUGUUAUCUGUUACAUCAAGUAUACAUUUUCGGUGAACAAGUUAAUCAAGCAUAUGCAGAAUUUUCUAUAAGUCAAAUUGUUCAAGCGCUUAAUAAUUUUACGAAUGUCAACUUGUCUGCAUUUUACUUCGAAAUUGUGAAGGAUCGAUUGUACGCAGAUCACGCUAAUGGCUUGAGCCGGCGAGCUGUACAAACAGUCCUUUAUCAAAUAUUAAAUGUGUAUGCGCUAUCGCUUGCACCUAUUGUGCCACAUCUUGCCGAAGAAAUUUAUGAAAAUUACAAAAUAAUCGGACCUAUUUCACAUAAUAGUGUUUUUCAACUUGGCUGGUAUCAUUUGGAAGAAUGGAAUAAUCCCUCGAUUGCAAGUGAAUUUGAGAUUUUAAGAGAUCGGCGAAAUGAAGUUAAUUAUUUGCUAGAAAUGGCUAGACAAGACAAAAUGAUUAAAAGCUCUUUAGAGGCAAACGUGUACUUACAUGUCAUCGACGAGAAUUCGACGUUGAACAAAUUACUGAGAAAUCAAGAAUCCGAUCUGCCGUCAUUUUUCAUCACAUCCUCUGCAAAAUUAUUAACUAAUUCAGAACAUCUGGCUAUGGUCAAUUCCACUAAUUCGCAGGAAAAUAGUCAAUACGAAAAAAGAAUAAAAAUAGUUAAUGGUACUGAGUGUGAUGUUUUGGUAAAGAAAGCGACAUUGAACAAGUGUUCUCGGUGUUGGAAUUACCUAGCAAUCAAUGUAAAUGAACUUUGUAAAAGAUGUAAUGAUGUUUUAAUGGCAUAG